UUGACUUAUUUUCAUCUGUGGGCUGCAGUGCAGGCACACCAAUGUCGGUAUUUGUUUAAGAAAUUGUGUAACACGUGUAGGUGUUUUCCUUUGAAGUUAUGGGAUAAUUUGCCGACACUAUGCCAGCAACAAACGGAAAGAAACAGAAGAAGAGCAGGGACACUGCCGUACAGGGAACCAAUGACAGCAGUGUGGUGAGCAAGGUGUCUGCCGCAGCUCAGGGCUACUUCAAGGAUGACUUCCUUCAACACUUUGUGUGCAAAGUGGCCAGGAGAGCUCCGCUCAUCAACAGGGGCUAUUAUGUGCGCUGGAGAGCUGUGGACCACUGUGUGAGGAAAUUCCUUCAGAUUACUGAAAAAUGCCCUAAAAGACAGAUUUUGUCUUUGGGUGCAGGGUUCGACUCUUUGUAUUUCCGCCUACAUGCAGAUGGAGCUCUGAACAGGGCUGUAGUGUUCGAGGUAGAUUUCCCCAAUGUCUCCCGGCGCAAGGCUGCCCUCAUCAGUUCUAAUAUAACACUGAGGGGGAUGUUGGACUCCCAGUCACCUUCACUUACAGGACCUGUUUAUGUGUCCAGCAGUCAGUACCGUCUGUUAGGGGUGGAUGUUAGAGAGGAGUCCAAGGUGGAAGAGGCUCUGGAUGCAGCUGAGAUGGACUGGACUGCCCCUACCUUACUUCUUUCUGAAGUGGUGCUCACCUACAUGGAAACACAGUGGUCCGAUGCCGUCAUUAGUUGGGCAGCAAAGCUCCUGCCACAGUCUCUCUUUGUGAUGUAUGAGCAGAUCCAUCCACGCGAUCCUUUUGGUCGGAUCAUGCAGGAACAUUUCCUCAAACUCAGUUCAACUCUGCAUGCUCUUCGACAAUACCCAGACGCCUCCGCACAGAGGCGCCGCUUCCUGGACAAGGGCUGGGACGAGUGUGUUUUUCUGGAUAUGAAUGACUUCUUUUUUGGGCUGGUCCCUGAGGAGGAGAGAUGCAGGAUGGAGAGCCUGGAGCCUUUUGAUGAAUAUGAGGAGUGGCACCAGAAAUGUUCCCACUACUUCAUCCUGACUGCAUCCCGGAGCUCUUUGAUGGCACAGGCUUUACUCCCUCAGGCUCCAGAAUCUCCUGCGCCAUCCGUUGGACCCUCUUGGAGCACAACGACCCUGAGCGUGCACACUGUACCAGUGUGUGUGGAGGGGCUGGGGAUGGCUUCCCUCUCAGUGAGGCCAGAGUGGGUUCUGCUAACAGGAGGCUCCAGCAGAGAAGGCAGAGGGGCAGCGACCAGAGUCCUGCUCAGAGGUCAGGAAGGUUGGAGAUCUGUGAGCGUGGAGCCGUCAGCUGAGCUAGGUGUGCGACUCUACCACACGGUUACCUCUGUAGCUGGAGGAGGUGCUGUGGUGUAUGGAGGUCGCUCCUCUCCACUCAACCCAAUCAGAAGCCUUUUCAAAGUGACCUUCGACCCCUGCGGUCCACCUGGUGCUCUGGAGUUAGAGGGCCAAGAUGCAGCAAAGCUUUGUGUGGAGGAGAUGAUCUGUACAGGAAAUCCACCACCACCAAGAUGGAGGCACUCUGCUACCAUAACCAGUCACAGAGGCAGAGAGUUUGUGUUUGUGUUUGGUGGAAAGAACCAAUCAGAGGCCGUUUUGGGUGACAGUUACUUCCUGAGUGUCGACCAGCAGCACUGGACUGAGAUCUCAGUAGAGGGCGCAGCACCAGAGGCUCGUCACUCUCACUCAGCAUGCUCAUAUCAAGGCGGUGUGGUGGUGUUUGGAGGGCUGAGCAGAGCAGGGGUACCCCUGGGUGACACAGUGGUCUUGAGGCCAACUGAAAGAGGCUUCUGCUGGGAGAGAUUAGAUGUGCAGCCCCCUCCUGUACCCAGAUACUCUCAUUGUGCCCAUGUGAGUGGUGAGAAGCUGGUUGUGGUAGGUGGAGUCUGGCUGCAUUCAGAGGGCGUACCAGGUGUUGCUGUGAUCAACAUCACCACGUGCAGCAGUGUGGAGUUCAAGCUGGACACGACCUCAGUGCCCUGGCCUCUGAUGCUCCACUCAUUUUGCUCUGAGGUGACCGACUCAGAAGAUCCAGAGCUGCUCCUGAUAGGCGGGGGAGGCAACUGUUUUUCCUUUGGGACUCACUGGAACCCUCAGGCUGUCACUGUGGACCUCAAACUCGUGCGGGGCUGAAUCAGCCUCAAGUUUUUCUAUGAAAGUUUUUCUAUGAAAUGGCACCAAAAAUUCACAGCUGGUUAAAGUGCCCUUAGGUCAGGUCUGUUCAAAGAUCCUGACAAAUGCUGACUUCCUGUUGUCAUCAUUCUCAUAAUUAUGUAAAAAAGACCUCCUAUUGGCCAAGCAGCAACCCCCAGAGUGCCAAAGGUGCUUAAAACUGCAGUUCCCCUAGUGGCCACUUGAGGCUCACUCCAAAAACAUGUCAGUCCCCAUAGACUCCCAUGUUAAAAUGUCCAACUUUACAGCAGAAAUAAACAUUUUUACUGCCUGCUACAGAGAUGGGUUUUUGUGUUUAUAACUUAUUUAUUUCUUUUUGACAAGGGUACAGGCCUCUUAUAUAACUUUAAAUAUGGGAAUUUAAGUGUGUGGCUGCUGACUCGGGUGGCCAUAGCUGCUAGCUGUCAACCCAACUAACUAGCUAUCUGAAAUUUAAUAUGGCUUGGUUAGCUGUACUAACAGACCCUGCAAGAAGUUUCUGCUCCAGUUUCAGUGCACAAAAUAUUGGCACUAAUUAUCAUGUGUCUGUGACUGUGUGCUACAGUUAUACAGUCUGUGUGAUGCAACUUGCCAAGUUGAUCUUGAGCUUUGACCAGCUUUUUCAUUUCACCCUCCUCCCUCUGAUCCAAAUAUGGUUACUUCUGGCUCCAAAAAACAAGAUGCGAUGACCAGUGGGUGAUGUCACAGUGGCUUCAUCCACCUUUUACAUUCAUGUUGUGAUAUUUCAAAGAGAACUGGCAUCUUUUAAUCAUGAGAAAUGGUAUGUGUAUGUGAGAAUGGGUAGAAGCUCUGUGUAAAUAGGGAUAUCCAUAAAGCUCUCACCAAGUUGAAGAGCAAAGUCAUUAAGGAAUUUGAUUUAUCUGAGAUCCUUGAGGUAACACUUUGAUAGAUGCUGAUUGACAGUGCUGAUCACAUGCAGCAGUGGUAUUGUUACUCUAAGUUGGUCCAUUGCCUCUUCAUCUCCUUCUUAUUGCCAGGAUACAGUUGGACUGAAAUCCAUUUACCUCAAUCUGUCUGUUGAAAUUACUCCAUAAAGAUGCACAUCAUUAAAAUAUUUACUUCUGUUCUAACAUCUUGGAUAUGAUUCUCUGCACUCUGUCCUGAGGGAAAAUGCAAAAGCUUUGGGAAAGUCAAAGAGUUUCUGUUAAAAUUGAAAGCCUCCUGAACUGACUGACAAGAGUGAUUUGAAGCCAGUCUUUGUGUUUAAUAUUGCUGUUUCUUUCUGCCCUGAGAAAAUAUUGACUGUUUUUUGAUGUAUGUAUUAUGUAAAUGAAUAAAAAAUAACUAUAAUGAUUUCAUAAAAAGAUGAUUUUACCUUUAAACU
This is a messenger RNA of Archocentrus centrarchus (flier cichlid), 3522 nucleotides long. It is a transcript of the gene lcmt2, whose product is annotated as leucine carboxyl methyltransferase 2. The coding region runs from base 120 to 2159 and encodes 679 amino acids. Lineage: Eukaryota; Metazoa; Chordata; Actinopteri; Cichliformes; Cichlidae. The record is from RefSeq and is a predicted model, not a curated record. Gene Ontology annotation, molecular function: tRNA methyltransferase activity; protein binding. Gene Ontology annotation, biological process: wybutosine biosynthetic process; tRNA methylation. The transcript is spliced from 14 exons.